ACGAGAUUUCGCAGAAAGACCUUGGAGCUGUUUGUGGCCCUUGCGCAACGAGGUGAGUGACGGGGAUGCCAGAGGGGCCAUCAGACACGGCAUACGUCACCCUUGGCUGUGUGAUCUGAUGACAGCACCAGCAAGACAAGCUCUCGAGUGGUCGCGGGAUCUCUCCCUGGUGUCAUCGAGCUUCAUUCCAUCGGCUCAACGCCAUGCUUCAAGAGAGGACCCACGACAGGCGGCGGAGAGAUCUCUGAUGUGAUGGCGAUGCCUGUGCGAUUGGCUGGCGCGUGGCGUAUGGGGGAGGACUGGUGGUGUGUGAUUAUCAUCGUCGCUCUGGUCGUCACGCAGGCCAGCGGCCAGACAGAAGUUCCGUCUGAGUCAUCGAGGUGCUUCGGCCACUGGGGCGAGUGGAGGGCGUGCCAGCUGGAUGAGGGCGGCAACUGCACGCGGUCACGUGACCAGCACCUGGAUUUCCCGGUGGACGACGAGAAUAGGCCGUGCGUCCCCAAGACGCAGACAGAGCCAUGUGCACCCGAGGAGUGCGGCGACCCGAGGGUGUGCAAGGGCAGCUGGAGCGCCUGGUCAACGUGUAGUGAGGAGUGCCGGCAGACACAAACCUUCACCCUCGACAACAAUGACACAUCGGUGGACACGAGUCACUGCGCGAACCAAGACAGCGACACCGAGUCCAGAGAUUGCGAUGGCGGGGCCUGCGUCAAGGGUGAGCAGACAGACAGCUCCCAUGUCCACACGCAUCCACAUCAGUCUCGUGACGGACCCUUUUGUGUGUUCGUGUGCCCCGUGUGUGGUGUUCCGUUGCAGAUACAGCACCGACCAGCCUCAGCUACCCCGGCCCCGACGUGACGAUCCUGUGUGUCGGAAUGCCCAUUCCCGGGCGCAGGCCGACGUGGGAGGGCGGCGCGCCAGAGCGCUUUGAGAGCGACCGGCUGCCCCCGGCGCUGGCGGUCAACACGACCACUGGCGUGCUGGGGGGCACACCAAGGGAAGAGUCCAGCGAGAAGUCCUACACGAUUGAGGUAUGCCAUGUGUGCGUGAGGAUGGACAGAGGGGAAGGGGAUCGAGACUAUGCAACUCAACUGGUGGAUUGGUGUGCUUGUGCUGGCUGUGCAUGGUUCAGGCGGUCAAUUCGGGCGGCCGUGCGUCGACAACUCUGACUCUGGAGGUGAAGCCGCCGAUGCAGCUAGGGUCCACACCGGUCCGUCGCAAGAAAUGGUCCCCCGUGGUCGACAUCGAGCUUACGUCCCUCUCGACCACCUACUACACGCCCCACGAGGUUGUGGCGGUCGUGGCGCCCUCACAGACGCCCCUCAACGACAUCCUCUGCCAAGCUGUGCCCCUCCUGAGGUCCGAUGCCAGCUCCAUCAUCUCUCCCACAGAGUGCCCUGAGGAGGGGAAUGAUGGCGGGGGUUUGUGUUUGGUCGGCAUGUUGGCCACACCCGGCGAGAAGCAGACGCUGUACCUCAAUCUGAUGGAAGAGGAGAGCCCCCCGUGUUGGCCGCUUCUCCAUGACAGCGAGGAGCUCAAGGUGGUGGGUCUCGUGACGCUCCUCCCUAACGAGCAGGCCAGGCGGGACGUGCCCAUGAUCCGCGAGUACCUCGACAAGCACCACGCUGUAGGCGGCGAUGAGACGCCCAAUGUGCUGAUGCUGGGGAUGUCUUCGCCCGAGGAGCGCGCCUUCAAGUUUGUGUUGGAGGACCCCAGCGAGGAGGACAAGACGGCCCCUUUCCAGACCACCAUUCAGCUCAACACGGGCAGCCUCAGCGUCGACAGUCUCCGCGAGCUGGAGCAGGAGGUUGAGAAGCUUCUCGGUGUGUCGCCCGAUCGCAUCCGCGUGAAGUCCGCCCCAAACCAGGCCGUCACAGUCGUCUUCAUGCCGGAGAAAGUGUCAAGACGUCGCAGUCUCCACACUGGCCAUGCCGAGUACGCCAAAACGCCCUUUGUGCUGUUUGAGGACUUCCGCCGGCACGUCACGGACCCCAGGAGCCGCCUCUACCAACAACGCGACGAAUUCCGGUGGCUUGAUGAGGUCGUGGCCAGCAAUAAGCCACUCGUGCCACAGAAAAUGGUGCUCUGUGCCAGCGGCGCGGUCGCAGACAGCCCACAGAAGUGCCCCCCCGGGCCGCCCCCCGCCGACAGAUCCACACCCGCCCCGCCCCCCACCGAUGACAACCCUUGGUAUGAGCACGACUGGGUGUGGGGGAUGAUCGGGACGGUCGUCUCGCUAGUGGGGCUCGCCAUCUCGUUCCAAAUCACCCACUGCAAGAGGACGCGGAGACAGGCUCAGAGGGACGCCGCUGAUGGAGACGGCGGCGAUGAGGAGCAGGGCCGGAGCAAGCGGACGGAUGACACCAGUGACGACGACAGGCAAGACGGCGACAGCGCAACCCCGCCCGGCAGGGCGGCUUCUUCGGUCCCGGCGACUCGCCUGCCCAGCCAGGCGUCGCGUGGCGUGGCCGAUGAUGAAGAUGACGCCGACACGACGUACGCAGAGGAGGAUCCGCCCACGGCUGCCCCUGCCCUCGGGAUGCCCUACGGCCAUCCCCACCCCCAGCUGUCCCCCUACGUGGGCUAUUUCCAUCCUCAUGCGCCGCCGCACUUCCCCCCCUCUAUGCCCUACUACCCCCCCCACCAUCAUUACGCCUGCGGGAGGCUGUCGGGCGUGCCGAUGCACACGCAGAGCGCCACUCGCAGCAGCCGAAGUGCCUCUGCCAGCCCGGCGGGCAGCUGUCACUGGCCGUCGACACGGUUCGCCUCGAGCAAUGUGCUGUCGGUGGCGGUGGGGGAUUCGGCGGAUGAGCAGCAGAGAGAGAGAGAGAGGCGGUCUGAGAGAGGGUGAGGGAGAGAGGAGUUUUGGUUGUUUUUAUUGGGCAAUCUGUCCAGCUCAGCUGCCUCUCUGUCUGAUGUCAUGUGUCAGUGUGUGUGCGUUGUGAGUGCGGUGCGUUGGUAUCGAUUCGAUCGUAUGUGUCCGUGUGUUCGUUCGUGUAAUCGUGUUUGUACAAGUCUUGUACCACACUACCUGUGUGUCUCCCUCUCUGUAUGUGGUGCGGUGCGCUUUAUCUAACCCGGUGAGUGAGUGACGAUGCGAGCCACUGUAGAGUGAGUGAG
Messenger RNA from Vitrella brassicaformis, 3120 nucleotides. Lineage: Eukaryota; Vitrellaceae. The record is from the annotation of a GenBank genome assembly.